Messenger RNA from Rubroshorea leprosula, 5239 nucleotides. NCBI's taxonomy places the organism in Eukaryota, Viridiplantae, Streptophyta, Magnoliopsida, Malvales, Dipterocarpaceae. The record is from the annotation of a GenBank genome assembly.
CUUCUUCAUUUUCUCCUUUACCACUUCUUCUACUUCCUGUUUCUCUCCAUUCCUUAUUCUCCUUUUAUUCCACCUUCUUUUUUGCGUUCUCUCUCUAUUUCCUCUUCCUUUUCUUCUAGAUUCCUUCUCAUGUCCAUUCCAUUUCUUCAUCCUCCUCUUCUCAAAUUCAUUGCUAUUUGCUAAUUUUCACUUAAAAAGUGUACUAAUUCAUUCCUUUUUUUUUUUAGGUAGAGCGAUGGCGACAGUUCGUGGAGGCAGGGGACAACACGGCAACGGCAACGGCAAAUCGUCAAUCGGUUUCAAGGAGUUCGUGAACAGACUGCCAGCUUUCGACAAGGGGCUUCUGAAACAAUGUGUUUCCUACCAUUUUUACAACUUUCCUGAUGAUUGGGGAGCUAAGAACUUGUUCUUUUUCAUUAGGAAGACAGUGAAAGCAGGAAGACUAUGGGACAUCUUCAUACCGAGCAGAAGGGACAGAAGGGGCAAUAGGUAUGGAUUCGCCAGAUUCUUGGACGCCAGGAACGAACGCGAGAUGAAGAAGCAACUGGAGAACAUAUGGAUCGGCAAUCAUAGGGUGAUCUUUAACCCAGCUGAGGAAAGACGAGAAGAAAAAGGCAGAACAGAGUCAAGACAGAAGAAUAGUACGAUGUUGCCUCUUUCUGAAGAGAGCACCAAGGUAGAUGAGGGGAGAAGACAAGCUCCAAAAUUGACAUACGCUCAAUGCCUUCUUCAACAAAAUGAUAAGGCCAAAUGCAGAAUUAUAGAAAACAAAGGCCCUACACCGUCAGAGGCAAAAGGCUUCCCGAGAAAUGCAAACAGGGAACCAAAUAAGGUUCCUAGUCCUGGAGGAGUUAAAUACAAAAAGGUGAUUGAGUUAAAAGGAACAGAUAAGGCCGAAGAAAACUUGAUGAAGUGUGCUGUUGGAGUGGUAUUAUCUCCCUCUGUUAUCCCAAAUCUCCCAGAGAUAUUCUUUAACGAAGGGUAUCCCUCAACCAAAAUUGCUCCUAUGGGUGAUGCUGCAAGAAUUCUAGUAUCUACUAAGUCCAAAUCGGUGUUAAAUGAAGAAUUUGUUCUCAAGGUGAAGAAUAGUAUAUUUCACAUUACACUGGUUGAGGAAAACUGGAGAACUGAUCCCUGGUGGCUGAAAAAAGUUGAAAGUUCUAAUAGGGAGUCAGAUGCAUGUUCAUCGGCGUUCAACUUCAAUGACGAGUCCAGCGAGGUCGAUGGGGACUAUUCCAACGGUCCAGAAGAAGAUGAGAUUCAAACACCCUUCAGAGAUGUCAACAACAUUAAUUGUUCUGACAAAUUGUGCGUCUCAAAGACUUUUGUUGAGGUGUGCAAGGCAAAUAGGGGUGCUCAGUCUAAUCAUGACUGUGGAAAACAGAGUGAGGCACAUGGAGGCAGUCAGACAAGUGGAGGUCAUACUAGCGAGAGUAGAGUCCCUGCUUUAGACAAUUGGAUAGCCCAAGUAGCAGCCCAAUCUGGAAGCCCAAUUGGUAGUGAAAGAAAAACCCAUUUAGCUAGUAACAAAAAGGAGAUGGACCAGGAGGAAUGUGGGAUUCAAGUGAAUGCAAGCGGGCCUCAAGUGAAUGUAAGCCCCAAUAAAAGCCUUAAUACACCACGAGAAGUGAGGAUGGACUCAAUGAAGCUAGUAACUGGAACGAAACGAGGAAGAAGAAGAAAAGUACUAAAUCAGCCGGCCAACUUCAACGGCAAAGCAUCAAAAGGCUCAUUGUCAGACAGCGAUAUCGUCUGCAACAACAAAAGAAUUAAGGAAGGUUUGAUUUUAGAUGAAGCAAAAAAGAUGCUGGAAUUUGGGAGCAAGUUAGGGAUUGAGACCAGAAAUAGAGAAGACCAGAUUCUGGAAAGUUUCAGACAGAUGGAAGAACGGGAUAGGCAGGGGAGUGCCUUAGCAAUUUAUGGCUUGUGGGGUGAAAAGAAGCAAAAGUGUUGUAUUGUGAAUGUAUAUGCUUCAUGUAAUAGAAAUGAAAGGGAGGAAACAUGGGCAAAGUUAUUGAGAAUGAUAGAGGAAGAGGAAGGCUACUGGUGCAUUGCUGGGGAUUUUAACAGUGUAAGAUCAGCAGAGGAGAGAAGAGGAAGAUCUGAGUAUUCACGCAACAGGGAGGACCUUAAUGGCUUCAUCGAAACUGCAGGGUUGGUUGACUUGCCAUUAACAAGGAGGAGGUUCACUUGGUAUAAGGGUGAUGGAUCAGCUAUGAGCAGAUCUAUAUCAGACCAUUGCCCUGUCAUUUUGAAAAAGGUUAACAGUGAUUGGGGCCCAAAGCCUUUUAGGGUCUUAAACUGUUGGGAUCAACACCCAGACUUCAUCAGGGUGGUAGAGGAAAACUGGAAUUCUACUAAGGUUGAGGGAUGGAAAGGAUUUGUGUGCAAAGAAAAGUUUAAACAUAAGAACGAGGACAUCGAAAUAUCAGAGGAGGACAUUUUGAUGAGAAAGGAGGGAUUCAAUGAAUUAUGGGAAGCAUGGAAGAGGAGAGAAGUGGCAUGGAAACAAAAGACGAAACUUGACUGGGUCCAGCAAGGAGAUGCUAACUCCAAGUUAUUCCAUAGAAUAGCUAGUAGCAACAGAUUGAGAAAAUUGAUCCGGGGCAUCCAUAAAGACAACUCUUGGGUUGAGGAACCCAGUUCAGUGAAAAAAGAGGUGCGCCAAUACUUCCAAAAAAUCUUUCAAGAAGAGCAGUGGGAUAGGCCUAAGCUCGACGGAUUACAGUUUAAACAGCUAGAUGACGAGGAUAGAGCCUGGUUGGAAAGGGAUGUAUCUGUAGAAGAAGUGAAACAAGCUGUUUGGGAAUGUGGAGGGGAUAAAUCUCCGGGUCCUGACGGGUUCAGCUUUCAUCUAAUCAGAACUUGUUGGAGAGUGAUUGAGAAAGACAUUGUUGACUUUGUGCAGGAGUUUUCAAAAAAUGGUAAGCUGGUCAAGGGGCUAAACUCUUCAUUUAUUGUUCUGGUCCCAAAGAAAUCUAAUCCUGUAGAAUUAAAAGACUAUAGACCUAUCAGCUUGAUUAGUAGCCUCUACAAAAUUAUAUCAAAGGUCUUGGCAAACAGGAUUAAGAAAGUUUUGCCCAAGGUGAUAAGCGAAACACAAUCUGCCUUUUUGGGAGGAAGACAAAUAACUGAUGGUAUUUUGAUAUUGAACGAGGUAGCAGAGGAGAUAAGGAGGAAAAAGGCUAGUAGUUUCAUGUUUAAAGAAGAUUUUGAGAAGGCAUAUGACUCUUCAAUCUCAAUUCUUGUUAAUGGAAGCCCAACAGAUGAAUUCAAAAUGGAGAGGGGAAUUAGACAAGGCGACCCAAUUGCUCCAUUUCUCUUCCUAAUUGUCGCUGAAGGAUUGAAUAUUUUGAUAGAAUCAGCCACUAGAAAGGGAUUAUUUCAAGGAAUUGAUGUAGGCCCCCAUGGUCUUAACAUUUCACACCUCCAAUUUGCUGACGACACUGUAAUUAUGGGGAAGGCAAAUACAUCUAAUAUUAAUGUUGUGAAAGGGAUUUUGAGAUGGUUUGAACUGAUUUCGGGUCUAAAGAUAAACUUCAACAAAAGUGUGUUGUAUUCAUUUUAUGCCCCCGAUGAAUGGAGAAGAACAGCGGCUGCUAUGCUGAAUUGCAAAUCAGGAUCUCUCCCUUUCACCUAUCUUGGGAUGCCAAUUGGGGAUGUUAUGUGCAGAAGGAAAGCCUGGGUUCCAGUUAUUGAGAAUUUUAAUAGAAAGCUGGCAGUCUGGAAAGCGAAGUGCCUAUCGAUCGGUGGUCGAGUUACGUUGCUAAGAAGUGAGGGAGGUCUAGGUGUGCCAGAUAUUGAGAAUAGGAAUAUAGCCUUAUUAGGGAAGUGGUGGGACAGAUUUGGGAAGGAAGAAAAUAGUCUAUGGAAGAAAGUUAUUGUUGAUAAGUAUUAUGGUGGUGGCAUGGAGUGGGAUAUUGAACAUACUGAAGCUAGGAAUGUUUCUACUUUGUGGAGAAAUAUAGUGGCACUAGGCACAGAGGGGGGGAAUGUAACUAUUAUGGAAAUGGGACACUACUCUAAUGGAUCCCGGAGUUUGGAACAUAGUUGGAGACGUGAACCAUUUGGCAGGGAAAGGGAUGAAGAACAAAGGUUAAAUCAGAUCCUCUUGGGGGAGGUAGUGCAAUCCUCUCAACCGGACCGAAGAAGCUGGAGCUUUGAUACUGGAAAUGGAUAUACAAUUGACAUGAAGAUUGAUAUCGAAGUUAUCUCCAAGGAAGCCAUCAGUCCAUCUUCUCCGACCGCAGUUCACCUCCGCCGGUACCAACUAUCGUUUCUUGAUCAAUUCAACUCGCCAGUUUUCAUGCCUCUUGUUAUGUUUUACUCGAGAGAGAACUGCACCAGCAAUGUAGAACAGUGUGUCCACUUUGUUGAAGCGAAGGGUAAUUGCUGCCUUUCUGAUAUUUUGAACUGUCGAGAUCCAAGUGCUAACAAUUACUUCUUUCCACUUGAGCUCGAUGAUGCAACUGCUGCUGAGUUACCAACCAUGGUGCAACUUACUUUCUUCGAGUGCGGUGGCCUAGCAGUCUCUCUUGGCAUGUCACAUAAGCCUAGAGCUCAGAGUGUUAAGGAGAAUAUCAUGACGAAGAGGAUUGUGUUCAAUGCCCGAUUCAUGGCUUCCACGCAAACAGAAACUGAUCGGGUGAGCGAGAUCUACACCAUAGGUCAAACAGUGAACUUACGUUCUCAGAUGGAUCCGCCACUGUCAAACCGCUAUUUUGGUAACAUCUAUGUGUCAACGUUCACGGUGCCGUGGAGAGCUAGUGAAGGUGGAUUUCAUGGCAUUGUGAAGCAGAUUAGAGAUGCAACAAGGAAAGUGAACUCAGAGUUGGUGAAGAAGCUCGUGCAAAGAACGGUAGAUGAGUGCUUGUAUUUGCUCACAAACCCGGCUGUGGAUUCUGUGAAUAGUGAGGUGGUGCAUUUACACUUUACCAGUUUGUGUAGGUUCCCUAUGUACGAAGUUCACUUCGGGUGGGGAAAACUUGUGUGGGUUGGAUCAACUCGUUGGGUUUUUAAGAAUUUGAUUUGUUUCUUUGACACCAGAAGUGGUGAUGGAAUAGAAGCUUGGAUCAACUUGAAGGAGGUAGACAUGGCCAAGUUUCAAUCGGACGAGGAUUUCCUUUCAUAUGCUUCUCUAUCCUCAAAUGUCUAAGUUUCAGGUGUUCUGAAUGUUUGAUUGGUGCACACCCGGUUCUAACACCCGGGUGUGCACCCCACAUAAAAACAAAAAUUUGGA